AUGUCUCGAUCCCGCCAUGCAAGGCCUUCCAGAUUAGACAGGAAGGAAGAUGUAAACAAAAAGAAAAACAGCCAGCUAAAGAAGAUUUCCAAGCCAGCCAACAAAAACGUGGCAUCAGUCAAGACUUUAAGCCCUGGAAAAUUAAAGCAAUUCAUUCAAGAAAGAGAUGUUAAGAAAAAAACAGAAUCUAAGCCACCUAUUCCAGGCAGAAGCCUUCUUACAAGAGCUGGAGCAGCACGAAUGAAUUUGAAUAGGACUGAGGUUCUUUUUCAGAACCCAGAGUCCUUAACUUGCAAUGGGUUUACAAUGGCUCUCCGAAGCACCUCUCUUAACAGGCGACUCUCCCAACCCCCAGUGGUCCCAGCCAAAUCCAAGAAAGUUCCACCUUCUAAGGAUUUAGAAAAGCAACACAAUUGUGAUUAUAAGGUACUCGCUGACCUGGGAGUAAAGCACUCAGAAAAUGAUUCAGUCCCCAUGCAAGAUACCCUAAUCUCUCCAACUAUAGAUAAUCUAAUCUGUGUACAAAAUGCCUCCUUAAUUAAAGGUGAGAGCCAAGAGGCAACCCAAUGUUGGUCCCAAAGUGUUGAAGACUCCAAAAUCAGUAUCCCCCUUCACAGUGGCCCUGUAACAGAGAUCCUUUCUGGGCCUUUAAAAGGGACAUGUUGUGAAGGACUAUUUUCUGAAGAGACGUGGAACGAUACCAGCGGUCCCCCUAGAGUGUUUCCUCAGGACACUGUGUGUGCUUCUUUACCCCAAAGAGCAGCUCCCAAAGUUACCUCUCAAAGAAACACCAGCAUUCAGUUAGAAGACUUGGGUUCACGAGUAGAAUCUCUUAAGUUGUCUGAUUCUUACCUGGAUCCCAUCAAAAGUGAGUAUGAUUGCUGUCCCACCUCCAGCUUUAAUAAGGUUAUACCUGAAUUGAACCCUAGAAACUGCUUAUCUAUUGGUGGAUCUACAUAUCCUACCUCUGUAAUGAAAUUCUUCUUAACAGGCUCACAACAAGAAAUCCUUGGUGCUAAACCAGAUCAUCAAGAGGCCUUCAAACCUACGGCAGAUCAACAGGAAGUUCCUGAUAACACCUCUGUCCUAGGGCAGGCCUUUGGUGCUAUCCCACAUCAAUGGGAAUUUCCUGGUGCUAACCUAGUUCGUGGUGAGGCUCUGGGUGAGAACCCAGACCCACCAGAGAUUCCUGGUGCUAUUCCAGUACAAGGAGAGAUCUUUGGUACUAUCUUAGACCAACAUGAAACCAUUGGUGCGGGUAGGGGUGCUGUCCCAGACCUGCCUAUCUUCCUUCCUGUUCCUCCAAUCACAGUUGCUACCUAUAAUGCUCCUCCCAAAUGGCUUGAGUGCCAGAGCACUGUCUCAUAUGGGCUUGAGCUCCAGGGUGCUAUGCAUAUUUUGCCUUUGGGCUCAGGACACACUCCUCAAUCAUCAUCAAACUCAGAGAUAAGUUUGGUACCUCCAGUAAUGACUAUAAGCAAUGUGGAAAAUGAGAAGCAGGUUCAGAUAAGCUUUUUGCCAGCAAAUACUCAGGGGUUCACAUUAGCCCCUGAGAGAGGAUUCUACCACAAUUCACUGGGUAUUGCCCAACUCUCCCAGGCUAGCCCCAGCCAAUCAGAAAGAGACACCUCCGGGGUCAGUAUGACCAGCAUGGUUGAUGUUGUCAACACCACAGUGGUAUCAAUGCCAGUGUCACUCUCCAGUACCUCCUCUUCUUCCUACACAACUUUGCUACCUACUUUGGAAAAGAAGAAACGAAAGCGAUGUGGGGUCUGUGAACCCUGCCAGCAGAAAACCAACUGCGGUGAAUGUACUUACUGCAAGAACAGAAAGAACAGCCAUCAGAUCUGUAAGAAGAGGAAAUGUGAGGAGCUGAAAAAGAAACCAUCCGUCAUUGUGCCUUUUGAGGUUAUAAAGGAAAACAAGAGGCCCCAGAGGGAAAAGAAGCCCAAAGUUUUAAAGGCGGAUGUUGACAACAAAACAGUAAAUGGCCCCACAUCAGAGUCCAUGGACUGCAGUAAAUGUGGUCAUGGGGAAGAACAAAGAUCGGAAUUGAACCCAAAACCCCCUGAAAAUGUAACUGAAAAUGAAGAAACCAUGACAGGUGUUGAGGUGGAGAAGUGGACCCAAAGUAAGAAAUCACACUUAACUGCCCACAUUAAAGGAGAUUUCAGUGCUAAUGUGACGACAGAAGCUGAAAAAUCAAAAACCUCUGCAAUUGACAAGAAACCAAACAAACCUUCAAAAUUGUUUGCACAAAAGCUAAGAAAUGGAAUUAAAAACGUACACUAUCUACCACCUGAAACAAAAAUGUCAUUUAAGAAAUUCAACAUUGAAGAAUUCGGCAAGGCAUUUGAAAACAAUUCCUACAAAUUCCUAAAAGACCCUGCAAACCAUAACAAUGCCAUGAGCUCUUUCGCUACUGGUGGGAGCUGUGAUGAUCUUAAGGAGAGAAGUGAUGCUUUAGUCUUCCAGAAGCCUGGCUUUAACUGUAAUUCUAAUCCUGAAUCUUCAAAUGUCAACAACACAAAUAGUCAAAAUAGUACACACAAUGAAGGUGAUCGACCAACGUCUCUGGAGAAUAUGCCAAGUGAUGAACCAAAAGAUGGAAUUCCAGUUCAAGCAGGAAUUUUAUCCUUAAUGAAAGAUAGGAGAUUAACAGUGGAGCAGGUGGUAGCCAUAGAAGCUCUGACUAAACUCUCAGAAGCCCCGGCAGGGAAUUCCUCAUCCUCAAAAUCAGAGAAAAGGGAAAGUACAGAGCCGAGACCAUCUACCCUAUUUAAUAGCCACCAACCUAUCAGUUCUAUAGAAGACCUCCAAGACCCAAACACACAGGGAGAGUCACCAGACCUUCAUCACAGUUCAUCUUUGGAAAAGCAGAGUUCAUAUAAAAUAGUGAUAUUCAAUGGUCAAAAUGCCGUUUCCAACUCACAUACCAGCUCCACUAGUCCUAACCAGGCACCCACGAAGUCAUAUGCAUAUUCAAAAGUCACAAAUUCAGUAUCACUUAUUAUGCCAAAAACAAGUUCAUCCAAGAUUGACCCCAAUAAAAACAUUUCUAAAAGUCAAAUUACUUAUGACAGUUGUUCUGAGAUAUUGCAUCAGUUGCCACCAGUUAACAAAUUGGGGGAUUGUAACCAGUUACUGGACAAUAAUGAAAAUUUGGACUCAGGUGAUCUAUUCGGUAAGGAUGCAGCCCAUACUCAAAUUGAGGAAGAUGUUGCAACUCAACUGGCACAACUUGCAUCAAUAAUUAAAUCAACUGAUAAAAAUCCCGAGGGCAAAGAAGUAGAAAGUAAAGAUGUGCAGCAAGAAUAUAUUGAGGAAAAGAGCAUAGUACCACAGAAAACACCUGCAAGUGUACAGGAUGAUAGUUCAUCAUCAACAAAGCAAAAGAAUACAAGCCAGAAAAAGACAAAGUCCACCCCAUCAAGAGAGCGUCGAAAAAAGAUACCCAUAGUUGUAAGUAGUGAAGAAAAACAUAAGCAGAAUGAGAAGAAAUGGUCAAAUAAAUAUCGUCUGUUAUAUGACAUUUGGAUUGGAUCCAGACUUCAAAGAUAUGGACAGUUUUGUACACUUGCUUUUCCUAUUCUUUUUGGAGAAAUUCCUCCCAUAACCACAACAAGCAGACCACUGGUACCAACAAAUUCUACCACACAAGAGAAAAAAUUAUUUCCUCCAGUCACUCAGAUACAGUAUGAGAGACGUCCUGAAUCAGCACAGCAAAAAAUGGUGAAGGUUGAACCAUCGGAUUCUCUUACCUUAUUUGAUUUACAAACAGAAUCCAACAGGCAGGCAUCAGCAGAUCAAGCGUGUAAUUCUCAGGUACAGUCAGCAGUGAAUGUCAGUCAGGAAGCUCAUCCUUCUGCCCAGCUUUCCUCUCCAUCUAACCAGUGUGCUACUGUGAUGGGUGGCAAUGACCAAAUACAGUUGCAACCCGAGGUUAAGGAGCAACCCAUGCAUCAGAGUCAGCCGACAUUGCCUGGUAUCUGUAUUGAGACACCCUUACUGGACCAAGCACAAAUUCGCAGAAAUAUAAAUGUAGUUUGUUCAGGUGGAAUUACAGUGGUUUCUGCCAAAAGAGAAGCCUGUUCAUCUGGCAUUGGCAUAUCAGAAAUUUCCUCCGUUGACAGUGUGCAGAAACAAUUUAAUGAUUACGCCAUGAACUUCUUUAGUAGCUAUACAAACCACCUGGUGUCUGUAACUAAAGGUUCUGAACUCCCCACCUGCAAUUGUAUUGAUCGAGUUAUACAAAAAGACAAAGGCCCAAAUUAUACACACCUUGGGGCAGGACCAAGUGUUGCUGCUGUCAGGGAAAUCAUGGAGAAUAGGUAUGGUCAAAAAGGAAAUGCAAUAAGGAUAGAAAUAGUGGUUUAUACCGGGAAAGAAGGCAAAAGUUCUCAUGGGUGUCCACUUGCUAAGUGGGUUAUAAGACGAAGCAGUAAGGAAGAAAAAGUUCUUUGUUUGGUCCGGAAGCGUAUUGGCCACCGUUGUCCAGCAGCUGUGAUGGUGGUGCUCAUCAUGGUGUGGGAGGGCAUUCCUCUUCCGAUGGCUGACAGAUUGUACACAGAGCUUACUGAGAGUCUAAAGUCAUAUAAUGGUCAUCCGACAGACCGAAGAUGCACCCUCAAUGAAAAUCGUACUUGCACAUGUCAAGGAAUUGACCCAGAGACUUGUGGAGCUUCAUUCUCUUUUGGCUGUUCGUGGAGUAUGUACUUUAAUGGAUGUAAGUUUGGUAGAAGCCCAAGCCCCAGAAGAUUUAGAAUCGAUCCAAGCUCUCCCGUUCACGAAAAAAACCUUGAAGAUAACCUCCAGGGUUUGGCUACAGUAUUAGGUCCUCUUUAUCAACAGUAUGCUCCAGUUGCUUACCAAAAUCAGGUACAUUUUGAAACCUUACAUAGCUCUUUAGUUUGUACUUUAACACGGGAAGAUAACCGCACCUUGGGUGUUAUUCCACAAGAUGAGCAGCUGCAUGUGCUACCUCUUUAUAAACUUGCAGACACUGAUGAGUUUGGGUCAAGGGAAGGAAUGGAGGCCAAAAUCAGAUCUGGGGCCAUCGAGGUCCUCAAACCCCAACGCAGAAAAAGAACACGUUUCACUCAGCCUGUUCCUCGUUCUGGUAAAAAGAGGGCUGCAAUGAUGACCGAGGUUCUAGCACAUAAGAUAAGAGCCGUGGAGAAGAAGGUCAUUCCUAAAGUCAAACGCACGGCAACAAGCCACAGUAAGCCUUCCUCACUGCCACUCGUAGGGAAUAAAACUGAGACAGUGCAACCUGAAAUCAAAAGUGAAACGGAACCCCAUUUUAUCUUUAAAGUUUCAGACAACACUAAAACCUAUUCCCACAUGCCAUCCGCUCCUCACCCACCAAAGGAAGCAAAUAUAUCUCCAGGUUUCUCCUGCUCCCUGAAGAGUGCUACGACCACCACAGCGACAUUAAAGAAUGAUGCAAAAGCCUCCCAGGUGUUUUCAGAAAGAAAUAUCAUAUCCCACUGCACGAUGCCUUGUGAAAGCCUCAGCGGUGCCCAAGCAGCUGCUGGAGAAUGCACUGGAAUUGCACAACCCUGUGAAAUGUCCCCUCUUCCCACCCUGUCUACACCUAGGACCGAUUCCUUAGUUUUCUCUGAGCCUCCCACUGGUCCGCCGGAGCAGUCAACUGCUCAUCAGCCAAACCAGCAGUCCUCACUCCUCCCCUCCCCUGACCUUGCUUCCACUCUGAUGGGAGAUGAUGAGCAGCAUUCUGAAGCAGAUGAGCCCAUGUCAGAUGAGCCUCUCUCUGAGGAGCCCCUGUCACAGCCUGAAGAGGGACUGCCCCAUAUUGAUGAGUACUGGUCAGACAACGAGCACAUCUUCUUGGAUCCCAACAUUGGCGGGGUGGCCAUCGCGCCUGCGCACGGCUCGGUUUUGAUUGAGUGCGCCCGACGGGAGCUUCACGCUACCACAGCCGUGGAGCACCCAAACCGGAAUCAUCCUACUCGCCUCUCCCUUGUCUUUUACCAGCACAAAAACCUGAAUAAGCCCCAACAUGGUUUUGAACUAAACAGGAUGAAGUUUGAAGCUAAAGAAGCUAAGAAGAAGAAGAUGAAAACCUCAGAGCAGAAAGACCAGGCAGCUAAUGAGGGUCCUGAAUUGUCCUCUGGAGUAAAUGAAUUGAACCAAAUUCCUUCUCGUAGAGCAUUAACAUUAACCCGUGACAGCGUGGUCACCGUGUCCACUUACGCUCUCACACAUGUUGCAGGGCCCUACAACCAUUGGGUCUGA
This is a messenger RNA of Otolemur garnettii (small-eared galago), 6258 nucleotides long. It is a transcript of the gene TET1, whose product is annotated as tet methylcytosine dioxygenase 1. Gene Ontology annotation, molecular function: DNA 5-methylcytosine dioxygenase activity; zinc ion binding; DNA binding. The coding region runs from base 1 to 6258 and encodes 2085 amino acids. Gene Ontology annotation, biological process: positive regulation of transcription by RNA polymerase II; oxidative demethylation. The record is from RefSeq and is a predicted model, not a curated record. NCBI's taxonomy places the organism in Eukaryota, Metazoa, Chordata, Mammalia, Primates, Galagidae. Gene Ontology annotation, cellular component: nucleus. The transcript has 10 exons.